Molecule: messenger RNA, 1588 nt
Organism: Asparagus officinalis (garden asparagus)
Lineage: Eukaryota; Viridiplantae; Streptophyta; Magnoliopsida; Asparagales; Asparagaceae
Exons: 8
Coding region: 50-1516 (488 amino acids)
Cellular component (GO): cytoplasm
Source: RefSeq, a predicted model, not a curated record
AAUACGUGCUAUAGCUGCGUCUCUACUCGAAGAAAAUCAAUAUCCAUCAAUGGCUUCGGUUAGAGUCCAGAUGGAGAGCCCGAGACCAGCCAUCAUCAUAAGCAAUUGUAAGAGGAAUAAAAAUUUCAUGGUGCUUGCGCGGAUUGCCACGUUAAUUAUGCUUUUAGUGCCGUCCUCGCUGCUGCUUCUACUUCAAGAGCAGCACAUGAUCUCAGAGCUCAGGGUAGAUGCGGACGUGACUAAUUACGUGGACUACAAGAUUUGGGCCCAACCAAAUAGUGAGGGUUUUCACCAAUGCAUUCAGCCCUCAAAAAACAGAGAAAGAAAUCCUGUAAAGGCAACAAAUGGCUAUCUUGUAGUUCAUGCCAACGGUGGUUUGAAUCAGAUGAAGAUGGGGAUAUGUGACAUGGUAGCAGUAGCAAAACUCAUGAAUGCAACGUUAGUCGUUCCUUAUUUUGAUCACACUUCAUAUUGGAAAGAUCCUAGUGAAUUUGGAGAUAUAUUCGAUUUAAAGCAUUUUAUUAAAACUUUGGAAGCUGAUGUUCGGAUAGUAAAGCGUCUACCAGCUAAGUAUAAAGGAAUGCAAGCCCACGUUAUGAAACCAAGAUCUUGGUCUAAGGCUUUUUAUUACCAAAAAGAACUUUCAAAAAUUUUGAAGCAGAAAAAGGUGAUAGAGUUUGCAUUCGCAGACGCUCGGCUUGCGAAUAAUGAUGUCCCACGUCCUAUUCAGAAACUUCGUUGCCGAGCAUGCUACAAAGCGCUUCGCUUCACAGAUAAAAUCCAGGAGCUAGGAAAUACAGUGAUUUCGAGGCUCAGAGCUACAGGGAAUCGUUAUCUUGCUCUUCAUUUAAGAUAUGAGAAGGAUAUGCUAGCCUUCACAGGUUGCAAUCACAACCUCACCUCAAGCCAAGCAGAAGAACUAAGACUCCACAGACUAAGUGUUGUUCGUUGGAAAGAGAAAAAUAUCGAUGGGGAUGAAAAAAGAAGAGAAGGGAGAUGCCCAAUGACUCCAAGAGAGACUGUAAAAUUUCUAAAGGCCAUGGGAUAUCCAAGCUCUACAGUGAUUUACAUUGUAGCGGGAGAAAUCUAUGGAACAAACAGCUUGGAAAUUAUCAAAGAAGAGUACCCGCGCCUUUAUACACAUCAUAGUUUAACUACACCUGCAGAAAUGGGAGCUUUGAGGGUGUUAAAUAAUCAGCUGGCUGCUUUGGAUUAUAUUGUGGCACUCAGCAGCGAUGUUUUUGUUUACACUCAUGAUGGUAACAUGGCUAAAGCCGUGGAGGGGCACAGGAGGUUUGAGGGUUUUCGGAAGACAAUUUCUCCUGAUAGGAGAAAAUAUGUGGAGCUUAUUGACCGGUUUGAUAAUGGGGAGAUGAAUGAGAUUGAGUUUCAAGAGAGGGUGAAGGAGGAACAUGAAACUAGGAUUGGGGGUCCUUUGAUGAGGCGGCGUGGGGAAAUACCAAAGCAAGAAGACUACUUUUAUGCAAACCCUUUGCCAGGUUGCAUUUGUCACUGAAAUUAUACUUUGUAUUGUUUAUAAUUUGUAUUCUAAUGACCAGUUUUGUUUUUUUUUUUUUUUCUCGAGACA